AUGGCCUCGCAAGAAGAAUUCGAGAGGGCCGCCAAGUACGUUCAGACCUCUGGAAAAGACAGCGGACUGAACCCGACGAACGACCAGAAGCUGGAGUUCUACAAGUACUACAAGCAGGCGACUGUAGGCGACUGCAAUGAGCCGGCUCCAGGCCUGUUUGCUUUCGAGGCGAAGUUGAAACACGGCGCCUGGAUGUCUGUCAAAGGCAUGUCUAAAGAUGAAGCGAUGAAGAAGUACGUGGAAGCUUUAGAUAGAAUUCAGCCCGCGUGGCGCGAGAAGAGCGCGUAG
Messenger RNA from Neospora caninum, 288 nucleotides. Its product is annotated as Diazepam binding inhibitor, splice form 1b,related. The record is from RefSeq and is a predicted model, not a curated record. Lineage: Eukaryota; Apicomplexa; Conoidasida; Eucoccidiorida; Sarcocystidae. Bases 1 to 288 code for a protein of 95 amino acids. Gene Ontology annotation, molecular function: fatty-acyl-CoA binding. The transcript has 2 exons. Gene Ontology annotation, biological process: fatty acid metabolic process.